GUGUGGAUUGGGACAGAGCCACAGCCCAGCGCGUGCUGGCGGUUAGUGAAAGGCCCGAUGCAGACUGACGGCUCUAUUCGACACUACUGACAGCUUUCAUGCGUUUUAAUAAGGCGCUUGUUUAGUUUUUGAGAAGAAAGCGACGUGGCAGCGCCAUGGAGGUGUCCGAGGCUUUGAAUGAAGCUGAGCGGCCACUACAUCGACCUUUUCUCAUCGGGGUUAGUGGAGGAACCGCCAGCGGGAAGUCCACAGUGUGCGCUAAGAUCAUGGAGUUGCUGGGCCAGAACAAAGUGGACCAUCACCAGAGGAAAGUGACCAUCGUAAGCCAGGACAGUUUCUACCGAGUGCUCACUCCAGAACAGAAGGCAAAAGCUCUCAAAGGCCAGUACAACUUCGACCAUCCGGAUGCUUUCGAUACAGAGUUGAUGUGCCAGACGCUGAAGGACAUCGUAGAAGGGAAAGUUGUGGAGAUUCCGACGUAUGACUUCAUCACACAUUCCAGGUUACCGGAGAAGAUCUGUGUGUAUCCGGCCGAUGUUGUUCUAUUUGAGGGAAUUCUGGUGUUCUACACACAGGAAGUCAGAGACAUGUUCCACAUGAAACUGUUUGUGGAUACAGACUCAGAUGUACGUCUGUCACGCAGAGUUCUUAGAGACAUGAGGAGAGGUCGUGACUUGGAACAGAUCCUUACACAAUACACCACUUUUGUUAAACCAGCCUUCGAGGAGUUCUGCUUACCAACCAAAAAAUAUGCGGAUGUGAUAAUACCUCGUGGAGUAGACAACAUGGUGGCUAUUAAUUUGAUUGUGCAGCACAUCCAAGACAUCCUAAGCGGUGAUAUCUGCAAGUGGCAGAGAGGAACUGCUAACGGACACACCCCUGAGCGGACCUUAAAGAGGGGCGUGGACGAAGCGAGGGAGAACGCCGACGGAGGAGGGUCCAAUCCCACAAAACGCCCCCUGCUGGAACCUAGCACGCGGCCACAUUAACACCCAAACUGACACAGGGGAAUGUGUUUAAAACUUGAAAGGUAGAAUAUUGCAUGCUUCCAAUCACAUGUAAAUACACACACACAAACCCUUUAGUAAGUGUUAUGAUUCAGUAUGUAACUCAGUCAUACUGUUAAUGAAGAGAAACAGGAAGUGAAUGUUUUUUUUUUUUUUAAAUGCUGCUCAAAGAAGUCAAUUCUGUGAAAAGCUGUAUUCAUAUCAGUGUUUAUAUUGAUAUGGGGGACAUUUUAAUUAGAAUUUCUACAUUGGAGUUUUAAUGAUACAUUCUUUUCAAAUUGCACAGUCAAUAAUUCCCAAACUGUAGGCUAACUCUACAGAAAAUAAUAGUUUUUUUUGUUAACUGUUAUAAAUCAGUUAAUAGGCCCAGGAGGCAAAUAUGAUGUAUGAGUAUUAAUGUUAUGCCUAUUUGUCUCGCUUUCCUUUCUAGGCUUUUUCUGUUCAUAUGAUGAAAUGCUUUGGUACAUCCAAGUUACCUUAACGUUCCUUAAGCUUAGUGCACAUUACACGAUUUUAGCCCUGAUUCAGUGGCCUACUCAUUUUGGUGCUCAGCUCCUACACCCCAACCACAGUGUCUACUCGCUGUGCAAUCCUGUGGUGACCGCUUUAGCGACGCAAUUUUCUCACUCUGCAAACAUUUGCUGAGGUGCCAAUAUUUUUGAGCAUGUUGGAUUUUCUCUGUGAUAAAUCAUGUAGUGUGAUCCCCUCAGCGACUAGUUGCAAGUACAUCAAUGAGAAACAGCCAGUGAGAGCCUGAGGGGAAAAUCAGAUUUAUCUAUCAUGCGCAGCAGAUCCCUGAACCCAGUUUAUCAUCAGUCUGUUUGUGUGAAAGAGCGAGGGCAAAAUAUAAGCGCAAGAACUUAUUUGGCAUGACCCAAACAACACUUCCACCACAAUUUUCUCUUAUUUCUGUUUUUUUCUUGUUAAGUCACAUUAUAGAAAGCUCUUGCAUUUCUUGUUGUGAGAAAAUGGGAUUUGGGGAUCAGAGGCACUUCAGUGAGGAUCUGUUCAGAUGAAAGCUCAUGUUGUAUGUAUGCCUCAUCUGCAAGCACCUGCAUAGUGUGCACAAUGGUUACAUCCAACAAACUGAUCGCGAGUUAAAGUCAUGUAGCGUGAAAGUGUCAGCGAGUCUCAGAUUUUGAAAGUCGUAUAGUCUGCACUCGGUUUAAUGUACAUGUAUAGUACAUGCAGGACGAUCCGUAACAUCUUUUUAAAAUACCGGUAGCUAGUCUUAAUAAAUUGCACCAUCUACAGUCACGCAUAGGAAAUGCAUUUAUUUGAUUCAGUCUGCUGAAGCAGGGAUAAAAUAUAUCUCCACCGGCGACAAAUAUGAAUGACCAGAGCGGGGAUAUCAAAAGCAGAGGCAAGGAAAUCCCCCCAUUCCCCCAACCCCCUGGCAAUUCUCACCCAGUAUAUAUAUGUAUAUAUGUCUAUACAAAUUACAGUUAAAAAUUACAGUGUAGGUCAUAACAUUUCAGGACAAAGGUCCUUCAUUAUUUGUACAAGCAUAUAAUUUUAGAUAUAUAUUGAAUCAGUAACCAGAUACUGGGGGAUGAGGUGUAGUGGAAUGGUAGGAAACAUGUAAAACAGGGGUGUCCAAACUUUUUUCAGAGGGGGCCAAAAUAUUAUAUAUAUAUAUAUAUAUAUAUAUAUAUAUAUAUAUAUAUAAAACAUGUGAGAGAGUGUGUGUGUGUGUGUAAAAUAUAUAUACAUCUAUACACACACACACCAUCCACUUUAUUAGGAACACUUGUAGUGUUCCUAAAAAAGCCAAUCAUGUGGCAGCAGCACAAUGCAUAAAAUCGUUGAAUCAUAAAGGUCAAGAGCUUCAGAUAAUGUUCACACCAAACAUCACAAUGGGGAAAAAAUGUGAUCUCUGUGACUUUAACUGUGGCAUUGUUGUUGGUGCCACACGGGCUGGUUUGAGUAUCAGAAACUGCUGAUCUCCUGGGAAUUUCACACACAACAGUCUUGAGAGUUUACACAGAAUGGAGCAAAAAUCAGAAAACAUCCUGUGUGUGGAAGGUCUGUAGGCUGAAACAUCUUGUUGAUGGAGAUCAGAGGAAAAUGACAAGACUGGUCUGAGCUGAAAGGAGGUCUAUAGUAACUCAAAUAAGCUCUCUCUACAGCCGUGGUGAGCAGAAAAGCAUCUCAGAACGCACAACACAUCAAACCUUGAGGUGGAUGGGCUACAACAGCAGAAGACUACAUCAGCUUCCACUUCCAUCAGCCAAGAACAGAAGUCUGAGGCUAUCAUGGGCACAGACUCACCAAAACUGGGUAGCUGAAGACUGGAAAAAGACCAGGUGAUUUUUUUUUCUUCUUCAGCUGUCCAGUUUUGGUGAGUCUGUGCCCAUGAUAGCCUCAAAUUCCUGUUCUUGGCUGACAUGAGUGGAACCCAGUGUGGUCUGCUGCUGUUGUAGCCAUGCAACUCAUUGUCUGAUGUUUUGUGCAUGCUGAGAUGCUUUUCUGCUCACCAUGGUUGUAAAGAGUGAUUAUUUGAGUUACUAUAGACCUCCUGUCAGCUCAGACCAGUCUGGUCAUUUUCCUCUGAGCUCUCUUAUCACCAAGGUGUUUCCACCCACAAAACUGUCGCUCACUCAAUGAUUUUUGUUUUUUUGCACCAUUCUGCGUAAACUCUAGAGACUGUUGUGUGUGAAAAUCCCAGGAGAUGCGCAGUUUGUGAAAUACUCAAACCAGCCCAUCGGGUACCAGCUUCCAGGACACAAUCAAAGUCACAGAGAUCACACUUUUUUUUCAUUCUGAUGUUUGAUGUGAACAUUAACUGCAGCUCUUGACCUGUAUCUGCAUGAUUUUCUGCAUUAUGCUGCUGCCACAUGAUUGGCUGAUUAGAUAACUGCAUGAAUGUGCAGGUAUACAGGUGUUCCUUUUAAAAUGGACAGUGAGUGUAUGUCUGUGUCUAUGUGAAAUUAAGUGUAUUUACAUCCAAACUGGGUGAACGGUGUAGGGAUUACAGCACUUUUUAUAUGCGAUCCCCCUCUCUUUCAGGGACCAAAAGUAAUUGGACAAACUAGCAACCAUAAAUUGUCAUUUUGAAUACUUGGUUGCAAAUCCACUUUAGUUGAGGACUCUUUCAAGAUUUCAUGAAAGGUUUUCCAUGCUAAGUGGCUUCUAGCUCUUUUGAAAUCACCCCUUCUCACUCUUAACUUUGUGCGUUUUGUCUGUAGCCAUGACUAAUUAUCAAUUUUAUUACAUAUUAAUUAAUUUGCUGGUGUAAGUCAGAGAAAAAAAUGCUCUUGCACGUUAGCUAACUGUGUUAACACAGUCUGCUGCUGCCACUAGGCACUAGGAAAAAUUGCAACACCUUGGCCAGCAGGCCGCCUAUAAUACAUUCUGUUAGAGCCACGGGCCAGUUGCAGGCCGCAUUUGGACUUUGGACACUCCUGAUUUAAAAUAACCUUCUGCUUUAGUUUUGGCUCAGAGAGAUUGCAUCAGUGUGUAUACUCAUUAGUUUAACUGACAUCUCAUGCACUUUCUAAUUAUUUCAAAGUAUGAAAUAAUUUAUAUUUAGUGAACUAUGUAGAUUAAAUGUGUACAGCAAUAGUUUAUCUCACUGAAGCACCUGAAAAUCAUCAAAGAGAUCAUUGUGGGGUGACACUAGAUUUAGACCUUGUCCUGUUGAAACAGUUCAUUAAUGUUAACCUGGUUUUAUUGGUUUUAAAGUUGACUUUAAAGCAACUAUUAUAUAGACUUGAUUUUUCUAAUUAUACUUACUUAUUUUAUUUUCUACCAAUUAUAAUGUAGCAGGGAAUCUAGAAUGUGUAUUGCUUUAAUUUCCUUAAAGCAAGUGUCUAUAAAUGAGGCCUUAACUGCCUCACCAAUUAAUGACAUUUUGAUUAUAGUGAAUAAUAAUUUGUGUUCUUGUCUGUUUUCAUGAAAUGUGAAUGUUUUAAAAAAUUUAACUCAUAAUUCUUUACAAUUUUUUUAUGUCUGCCUUUUAAGUAUUUUAAAUAAUAAAAACCUGAUUUAAAAUGUA
Pangasianodon hypophthalmus (striped catfish) is the source of this 5004-nucleotide messenger RNA. It is a transcript of the gene uck1, whose product is annotated as uridine-cytidine kinase 1. The record is from RefSeq and is a predicted model, not a curated record. Lineage: Eukaryota; Metazoa; Chordata; Actinopteri; Siluriformes; Pangasiidae. The transcript is spliced from 7 exons. Gene Ontology annotation, cellular component: cytosol; cytoplasm. Bases 156 to 989 code for a protein of 277 amino acids. Gene Ontology annotation, molecular function: kinase activity; ATP binding.